This is a messenger RNA of Periophthalmus magnuspinnatus, 4772 nucleotides long. Its product is annotated as complement receptor type 1-like. Lineage: Eukaryota; Metazoa; Chordata; Actinopteri; Gobiiformes; Gobiidae. The transcript has 11 exons. The record is from RefSeq and is a predicted model, not a curated record. Bases 53 to 1411 code for a protein of 452 amino acids.
ACUCGCCCUCCUCCUUCCACUCAGCUCGUUUCCUUCAACGUGACGCACAGCCAUGAGGACUUUUACGCACGUUAUUUUCAUUUUACCGUGCGCCUUUCUCUCCUCAGUUGCAGAAGAGCGCGUGUGCUCGUCUCCACCGGAGUUUCCUGGUGCCAGUUUGAUGCGCUACACUCAGGACACGGCCUUGUUCAAGUGCCUAGAGGGACACGAGGCUUACGGAGGCAGCCCGGUGAUCCGGUGCUCGGGGGGACGAUGGAGCACCCUCACCCUGCAGUGCAGAAAGAAGUCCUGUGGCAGCGCUGGAGAGCUGAUGAACGGGCACUUCAAGUACGAAGGAGAAGCGGUGUUUGGUGACAAAGCAUAUCCUGUCUGUGAAGAUGGAUACACUAUUAAAGGACCAAAAGUGAUUACAUGUGGGGCUAAAGGCUGGCCCGCUGACCUGCCCCAGUGUGAAGAGGGCGCAGUCCCACCCCCAGUCACCUGUCCUCCUCCUAAAGUGUCAAAUUCUGAGAAGAAGGGCGUUGCUCAUGAGUACAACAUUGGUGCUGUGCUGAAAGUGAGGUGUAGCCCGGGUUUCCAGGUGAAGGGAGAGGAGCGGAUCACAUGCGGGUCUGAUGGAAAGUGGCAGCCUGCUCCGCCUCAGUGUGUCACCGCACCCGCAGCAACCCGUCAGUGUGGUGUGCCAGAAAACACAGCCGGCACCAAUUCUAAACUGGCCCCCAAGUUUAGCUCCCAGAAGUCCUUUGGUGCUGGGACCAGAGUGUACUACGUGUGUGAUGUGGGCUACGUCCCCAGUCGAGGCAGCAAGUAUCGGUGGUGCACUAAAGGGCAGUGGUCACCUCUGGAGCUACAGUGCAGAAGACGGCUGUGUGGCUCUGCGGGGGAGCUCCUCUAUGGACACUAUGAAUACACAGGGGUGGAGUUUGGAGACCAUGCUACAGCUGUGUGUGACGAGGGGUAUCAGCUGUUUGGACAUGCCACCAGAAACUGCCUGAGCAGAGGCUGGGAUGGACAUCCUCCAGUCUGUGAAGCUUUGGAAUGUGACGACCCCCCUGAAGUGGCCAAUGCUGAGACAUCUGGAUAUGCCCAAGCUCCCUAUAAGUACAGGACUGUAGUGAGGUACCGCUGCCUGGUGGGGACGCUCAUGGGACCCUCUGACAUUUGGUGCACGAUGAACGGGACAUGGAGCUCUCCUCUUCCUCAGUGCAAAGAUAUCACUUGUAUGCCUCCAAACAUCCCCAAUGCAUCGUGGGUAAGAAGUCGGACCGGCCGAUAUCAGUACAGGGACAAUAUCUAUAUCCAGUGUGACCCCAGGUUCACUUUAGUCGGCCCCAGCACCAUCACCUGUGACGAGAGAGGACAGUGGGCUCCAGAGCUGCCCAAAUGUAAAGGUCUGAACCGAAGAGGCUAACUGUACACAAAGGAAGGAGGCUUGCUCACACUCAUAUAAACGUCAUUGCACUGCAGACAUAAAAAUGUGUUAAAAGUUCAGAUUAAGUACAGUAUGUUUAUUUCAUAAGUGUCUUGAGUAGUAACAAGUACAAACCUGUUGCAUUUAUCUUUUGUACACAGUAAAGAUUUUUUUUUACAGUUGAUAAUGUUAAGUGGAUCUUUUCUAGACUACAUGGUGAGUGAGCAUUUUAUGAACAAACAAGCUACAAGAAAAUAAAAACACCAAUUCCAUUCAUUUUUUAAAAAGACAAAUACAAAAUCCAGAAUUUUUACAGGAGCAAUAACAAUUCAAGUGCAAAUAUCAUCAUCGACUCUGAUACAUCAUAGCAAACUCUCUGAAAAAGGCAACAUAACGUCAGGUUGCAGGAGGGGGCCAGGGAGGGCAUCUGACAUAAAUGUAGAGCUUUCUAAAUCUUCAUUACGUGGCUCAAUCUCCCACAAAGUUUGUAUAUAAAACUCGCUUUCUUAUGAGAUCUGUGUUGACGUACAGUUUAACACCCCACAUCAUUUUUAGGACGAACACAAACAAUACGACUAAAUGGGAAUUUGAUACUCUCAUGAUGCCUUCAAUGAAAUGGAACAGACUUUAAAUACUUUACUUUUACCCUGUUUUGGUCCCGUUUUAAAUCACAAAAAUUAUAUUACAAGAAACAAACAAUUUGAUUUUUAAUUUUGGAGGGCCUUAAUAUUAUGAGGGGCGGGGGGAGGGGCAUAGGUGGUGGAUAAUUACAGGAUUUCAGAUGACAUUACAGCUGUUUUUUUGCUUCUUAUUUAAACAGAGAUGAGGCAGGAUAAUGACAUUUGUAAGUUUCAUAUUCGAUAUUCAGCCAUAUUAACUGAUACAAAAGUUCAGACUCAUUUAAUGUACUAAAAGGAGGAAGGUAGUAAUCAGUUUUGAAGCACUUUCACUGUUACUUGAAUGUUUUUUUUACACUGAAGUUGGGUAAACUCUUGUGUAUUUUGUUUACUACAUAUGAUUUUCCCCCCAUAUUUUUGUGAUUUAUAAUUAGCAGGAUCUGUGCAUUAAUUCAACUUUUACACAACAAAAUCCUAAAUGAGAUGUUGCGUUCAAGCAGGGUUUUUUAAAGUUGUAAAGUAAAAAAAAUAAAAUUAAAAAUACACAAGAUUUUAGAAAUAAUAAUAAUAAUAAUAAUAAUAAUAAUAAUAAUAAUAAUAAUAAUAAUAAAGAAUACUUGGGUGUUUCUAAGUAAUAUUUUAACUUCAACUUGAGAAAUAUUAUUUUAAGUAACUGUACUCUUACUUGAAUACAGUUUUGGCUACUUUACUUUACUUUCUAAUGACAAUACUAUUACUAUACAAUCUGGUAUUGUCAUAACAAAUAAUCCAAAGCCUCAUAUUAUAUCUACAGUUAAACAGGAGCAAUGUUGUGAUGUCAUCCGAAACCAACCAACCAAUAGAAAUUGAUAAAACCGUCAGAUUGACUUUUCUGCUUUUGAAAUGGCCAAACUAGCUGUAUAUUCCACUGCUGUAUCACUGUGGCCAGGGAAGCGAGUUUUAUCAUUGCAUUUGCGUUAGAAAAGGUAGUGUAGAGUGACAGCUUCUAAAUCUAGUGCACUACACGUAAGCUACCACCUGGGGGCAGUCUUUGGAAGAGCUGGUUUCAUUGGGACAGAAUAUUUUGAGUGUGGUCAACAGAGGGCGCACUCUUUGGACAAGGAAGGGGUCAAAGGAGAUUUAAAAGGGGUAUUACGGGAUAAAGGAAAUUACCCUCAUCUAUUUUUCUUAUUUACACAAUUGAAAACACACAAACGGUUAGUACACAGAUGAGAAAUGUGGCCUAUUGUUUACGCACAUGAGACAAUAUGGGACUGGAGCAUAAAGUGACCGUUAUAAGAAGCAGCAAACAUAAUGUCCCUCGGAGACAUUUCCAUCUAGACAUCACAUUACAUUGUUUGUGUGGCUCUCAAAAAUACAACUCUCUCCCAAUGUCCUUAGUUUAAUCUGUAAUGAUAAAAUAGCCUCAUAUCUGCCUUUCACUAACAAGGCAAGCAAAGUCUGAUACAUACAAUACUGUGCAAAAGUUAAAAUCAUAUACUUUUGUUAAUAAUAGGCAAGUGGAUAAAUCAAAUUCUGUUUUCUUCAAUUUAAGACAAGGGUCAAAUACAUAUACAUAAUAUAUACGAAUAUUUAUGUACAUAUAAUCGUUCAUUUUCUGUCUUUGCAACAUUGUGAAACUCAGGGAUUACCUCUGCAUUAGAAACACAGAAAUGUUGAACCUGACCAUUUGUAUUACAGACGAGGGGCACUAACUCACUAUAUCACAACAAAAACUGCACAUGAACAAUAGUAAAAUGACUUGCCCCUAAAUAUUACAGGACAAUAGAGUGUUGUUAUGUCAUCUGAAACUCCGAGAUAGAAAGAAAAUAGAAAACUGUAUUUACCCAUGAAUUCAAAGAUCUUAGAAGUUUCAUUUAAGGUCUGGGCACAGUUUCACUGUUGCAGAAAAAAAAGACUUUCCUUGGUAGGGUCUGAGUGAUACAAGUUUAGAUUAAAAAAAUAAAAAUACAUUUGUAUUUUCUGUUAAUCCUUUGAAAGCCUUGUUGCUAUGCUUAACCCUGUGACACUUUUGCACAGUAUUGUGAUGCUCUGGACAGAGGGAUAUGAUCCACUGUUUGACAGCAUUACUGUUGGACGCUGCUCUAAGAGCUCUCGUGUAGUAAGGCUUUUAUCUGGAGCAUAUCUGCUACAUGGACUUAACUGCUCCAAUAGAGAAAAGCACAUUUAGACACAGAUGUCGUCAGGGUUACAGCACAUAAACGACACGUAACAGUCAUACUUAAAGGAGCACUAUGGAACUUUUCUGGUGGAGGGCCUGCAUGGAGGUGUUAUUACUGUGACUGCAAUGUUCCACAAUAUGGUAUUAAACUUAUCAAGCAUGCACUUUUCAACUACAUGCGUUUUUAUUGCUGAAAAAUAUAUUUAAAAACAAAAGAUGCGCUGUUACUGUGAGCUGGGUCACCUCUCCAUAGAUCCUAUCUGUAACUUGCUUAUAAGAUAAGUAUAACCCCAUACUGUGGAACUUUCCAGGCAAAGCAACAUCUCCAUAGAGACAAACGGACUGCCCCACUGGAAAUGUUACACAGUGCACGUUUAAGGGUAGGAGCUGGAGACUCAUUUAAGCAAACACAAUAUCAACCUCAAACCACACACACAGUCACUCCUACUGAACAAUAACCACGCUGCAUUUUUGUGGUUUCUUUGCACAAGACAACACCAACCCAACCCAGACAUCCUCUACAUCCACCAAAUGUUUGAGCUCAGGGUGACAGACCUGCCCCGAGAGAAAAAUACAAAACCAA